GCUAUGUUGUACUCGACUGGCAGAGGGGACAAGACCAACAUUAUCAUGAUUAUAGCCAAGAUGACUCUGAGACGCAGUUUCUUCGGUCUUGCGGUGGUGGUGUUAUCCAUCGUCAUUCCACUGACUCACUCCAUCCCUCUCCCCCCUCCGAGUUCCUUCUUCACCAACGAAGCACCGGCUCCAGUGAAGACGAACAUCGGUAUUGACUAUAACAUCAAGAGAGAGAAGGGCAACCAUGUUCAAAGUUUCGUCGACAAUCACAAAGACGUUUUGCAUAUGAUCGGCGGUGACAUGACCAUGAAGUCCAAAUCGCAGCUCGUCGUCACACCCGGUUCAGACACAUACUCUCAAAGAGAUAAACACCCCCCUGAUGAGAGACCAACCCCAGGCGCGUACCAAUCCGAUAUCAUGCUAACAGAUGAGCAACGUGAGCUCAUUGUGAAUUCAUUACAAGUCACCCCGGAUGCCGUGGAGCCACCCUCGUCCGACAACAAUGACAACGACAACAACCAUUUCAACGACAACAACUGGCAAGGCAGGAAAAAGAGGAACUUGAGUGCGAAGUCGGCGGCGUUGACGGGCAAUUAUUGGCCCAUGGCAAUUGUCCCAGUCACCUUAAACGUAGAUUCGGCUAGAAUGGAGAAUAUCGUAAAUGCACUUGUGCACUACAGCGUCAACACUUGCUUAUUAUUCGUAGAAUACAACUGGGACGUGGGAGAAUCCUUGGGGCACCACUCCUAUCUGGAUUUCCGAGACGACCUCCCUGGUUGUUGGUCUUACGUUGGCCGAGUUGCUGGUGAAAAUCAGACAGUCUCCAUCGCUCCAGAAUGUAAUCAGUUCGGAACGAUUUUACACGAGAUCGGGCACGCCAUCGGUUUACACCACGAACAGUCUCGGCCAGAUCGAGAUUUCUACGUCACGGUAGAGUAUGACGAAAUACCUAUGGAUAUGAGAGGCCAAUUUCUGAGAUAUUCGAAAGAGGUAGUAACGACAUUUGGGGCAAACUACGAUAUGAGUAGCAUCAUGCAUUACGGGGCUUAUGCAUUCACUAAAAAUGGCGAAGAAACGAUCAAGACGCUGGAUCCUGCAUACCAAGACGUAAUCGGCCAACGCGAAGGACUGUCUCAAGGAGAUAUUGAUGGCAUAGCGGAAAUGUAUGACUGCGCGAAGGGCUUCACUUGGUAUUGAAGCAAAUACGAACCAGUGGAGCGUUUCAUGAAAGGUCUUGUCGGACAGUUACCAUGGCAACAGUGCGUCUUAGCCAGUUGAAAUCAAGUAAAGUUAACAGAUUCGACAAGAUGAAGAUGAAAUUUAGGAUGAAAUAAAUCAGAAUUGUUUAUGUUUAAUCAUUGAUGAAUUUAUUGGAUAUCGAUUGGUGUAUUUACGUUUUAGAUUUUAUUUUUCUGGAGAAGCUUAAUCGUUUAGACUCUUAUAUCGCUCGUUUAAAAGUUUCUAAGAUAUUUACUUUGUUCGACUUACUACUGAAAGAUAUUAUUUGUUUAAACUUGAAAGCAGACCCAGUAGAUCAAGAGAGAUAACGUAGAUAUAUGAAUUUAUUUUUUCACGAAACUAUAGGUUAACACAACUGCAUCAACCCCUCAAUUUUUAUUUUCCGUAUAUAUCAUACUUAAAUCUAAGCAAUUGGGAAGUAUUGAAUUCAGAAAAGCACAUUUUCAAAGUGUCUAUAUAAGUGGAAAUUCCGACUUUGAUUCCAGAAAAUGCCAAUUCAAAUAUUGUGUUCAGGUUGAAUGUGUAUCGUUACUCAAAAGGAAAUAAAGGAUACGUUAUGAAGCACCAAUGUAUUCUUAUAUUCAACCAAUUAAGAAAAAUAUAUUUACAUGUAGUUGAUUUCGUUAUUAAUCACGAUAUAUUACUUAGUUUAUAGUACACAACGGGUUUUCGCAUUGUUUGAUUGGUAUGUGUUAUUGUAUUCUUGGUAGACUGGAAUAAAACAAAUUGACUGA
Messenger RNA from Lytechinus pictus (painted urchin), 1964 nucleotides. Its product is annotated as blastula protease 10-like. Bases 4 to 1188 code for a protein of 394 amino acids. Lineage: Eukaryota; Metazoa; Echinodermata; Echinoidea; Temnopleuroida; Toxopneustidae. Gene Ontology annotation, biological process: proteolysis. The record is from RefSeq and is a predicted model, not a curated record. Gene Ontology annotation, molecular function: metalloendopeptidase activity; zinc ion binding. The transcript is spliced from 6 exons.